Messenger RNA from Xylaria bambusicola, 3352 nucleotides. RefSeq lists its product as uncharacterized. The transcript has a single exon. Lineage: Eukaryota; Fungi; Ascomycota; Sordariomycetes; Xylariales; Xylariaceae. The record is from RefSeq and is a predicted model, not a curated record. Bases 662 to 2620 code for a protein of 652 amino acids.
UGUUCUCUCCCCUCCCCUUGCGACCCUGCAGUGCUACCUCAUUUUAUCACCCUCCUCCCUCUCUUCCUCUUUAUCCUUACAACAGUUCCUCUCAUCUAACAUCUUAAUUCUUUUAACUCUUUCCCCUUCCCGCCGCAGUCGUUCCUUUUGCUCCCCGCCCCCCUCCCCCCAAUUCCACCCUUGGUGGAGGGUUGCUUCUAUCAGUUACAAGCCGGUAGUUGUUGCCCUUCCCAAAUAUUCGCGUUACAUAGUCACAAGCGCAAGCUAAUUUCCUUGACCUCCUGCUCAGCCAUAUAGAAUCCAGCAUCUUUUCCUUGCCAUCUCAUAUUGUGCGCUGUGUCCAAUGAUUCCUCGCCUUUGUCCAACUCGGCGCAUCUACUCAGGCCAAUAAAUCCAUUAUUCUUCAUCUUGGCAGUUACGACGGGGUCACAAUACCUCAACUUUAGCUUCAAUUCUCUGAAAUUCUCAAGCUUGCUCCUCGAUAGGUCACCUGGCCACUCUAUAGUCCUCACAACUCUUACGGACUCAUGACGCCACCUAAUUGGUCAUGAAUAUUGAACCAUCUGAAGCUGAUAAAUUGUGAUGGACUGCUUCGGACUCUAGGUCUCAAACUUGCAUAUUCCGGCAUCCCUUCUACAACCCGCUUUUUGCAUAUUUCAGAAUGGCUUCACAGUUAUUCGACACGUCUAGCCUGCCGAGUGAGUUUCGGUGUUCUUUGGAAUCCGGGCCCAAGACCCCCGAGCCCCUCGCUGUAGGAGCAGACGAAGAGCCGCUCCCACCGCACCGGCCACGCUUAAGGCUAAAAAAACGCCAUGUAUCUCAUCUCAACGCUCCCACCCAACAGUUUCUUGCAUCAAUUGCUGCCGCCGAUGUGCCAAUUCCCAGUGUCGAAAGUGUGGAUCAGGAAAUGAUGGAUACGAUACCACAGCUCCAGGUGGCUGACUUCGACGAUGCAGAUGACUGUCAACGUCUGACCCCAAAACAGUGGUCGCCACCACAGACUCCAGCCAUCGAUCUUGCGCCAUCCUUGGCACUAAAUAAAUACCCGGAUUGGUACGGCGACUCAUCGUGGAGCGAUUCUGAAUUGGAGUCCAGUUCAGACUACGAAUCUAGCAGGCCGUCGACUGCAUUUUCAACCCAGACAAGCGCUUCAUUAUUUAGUCUGUAUUCCAAUACCACUGAUGCAAGUUGUAUCAGCCCAGACUUCGAAGCUGCCGAAUUUCCACAGAGGACUGAGCUAGAAAAUGCAACUGCUAAACCAGGACAAGAUAAACCUCGGAAGGCGCCCUGGACGAGAGCAAUGAGCUCACACUUAUGGGCAACUUACGUAUUAUACCUCUCGGACCCAAGGGUUACCCCUAUACGCCUUGGAAAGAGCUGCAUACCACCUCAUGGUGUUUGUGCACGUGUAGCGCGGCAAGCGCAAAGAAGCUGGAAAGGAUCCCGGCCUCAACUCUCCAACGAAGCGAGAAGUGGGAGCAGCACUCCCACAGCAGAGUCCUCCAAAACUUACAUCCAGUGGCCCCACACAGGCGGUGCAACUCGAGCUCACUUACGAGAACUGUGUAAACUCAAAGCUACGAAGAAACCUGGCCGCUAUCUAUCACGGAGUCCUACGCCCUUCAAUAAAGCUGCCAACCGCCGUUGGAACCGCCGGUCGACGCCGGCUCGGUCACCAUCAGUUUUUUCCGCCCAGGACAUGGCAAUGUCGCUAGUUUUGAGCACCUCUGACACGAUGCAGCCUCACGGCCCUCUAGCCCAGCUGACUAGCUCUCAACUUCCGCCCAUACUAUCAUAUGAAGAUGAGGCUGAGACUGAAUCACAUUAUACUCACCAGCAAAAUCCAAUUGACGUGACGCCAGUGAAAGCUCAGGUUAUUGAGGAUCCUUUCACAGUAGCAAACACGGAAUCUCAGCCGAAACCAAGUCGUCUGGGGUCUCCAUUUACAGCUAAGAGUUAUGGACCUAGUUCUUCCUCAAUUGCAGCUAAGAUCACCUUGCCUCAACAGGCGAAUACCGUAGGACCCCGCAAACUCUUGAAGUCGCCAGUGCGCCUCACCAGAUCACGGUCGGGUACACAGAAACGUAGAUCUCUCAAGGGUCACGAAGAGAAGCCUGGGAAGCGACCAAGCUUGGCCGCUGCCUUCUUUCGAGAGACAUCGCGUAAUACAGAGGGAAGUGUGCCGAUUCCCGACACGGGCAACCAAAUCCAACAAAGCCCGUUAGACCACAGCACGGCUAACGCUAGGGUGCCUCGUCAAGUUCCUUUUGAAGCUUUAUUUGCAGACUUGUCAGAAACUCAGGAUGCCUCAGACAGACCAUUCAUAGUGUCUAGCGCAUCAUUCCAGACGUCACCAUCACGCCCUCCUCGCCUAGGAUCACCGUUCUCUGCAGGAAGCUCUAGUCAUAGCUUUCCCAACAGGCUAACUUCUGCCAGCAGUUUUAGCCUGGCAGCCUUACGCAAACCUUUCGCAACGGUUCAACAAGCGCCACAACCAAUUGCAGAUACCCCAACGUCCACCCGGUCAAGCCUCGCUUCACGGCUGGCUUACCUCGAUCAACGGCUUAAGGAGCUGCGUAACCGUGGUACUGACCGGAAACGCUCGCAAUCGCCGAUGUGAUGUGGCCAUCGCUCUUAUACCCGAUACAUUAACUACCGACUAUAUACCUUGUACAUCUACCUCGGGCCUUGUCAUGAUAUCCCUUACGACGUUAACGAUAUGUCGACGCAGCUCUAUGAGCAUCACGAACGGCGUACUGUGCAUUGGCAAAUCAUAUGAAAGCUAAUUUUAUCAUGUCAUACUAAGAGUGAUUAAGAUAAUCUUGCUCCCAUGGCCACGCGCGACGACUCACCUUGUUUACUUUUCACUUCUUGAUGGGAAAUUUUUACUUUGAAAAUAAUUUGCUCUACAUCAACUCACAUAGUAUCGCUUAUAACUCGAUGCUUACGGCACCACGCACACUUUCUUUGUCUCUUUUUCCCUUCAUCUUUUCCCUGUUAUCACGAGCAUCACGAAUGGCAAAUGAAUGAUUUAUGAACAGAUGGAGGAUCUUGAAAGGAUCCAGAUCACAGUUACGACGUCACCCAGAUCUGGCAACCAACAUGUAGCAAUGCUAGCUUUGGCUUGAGAUAGAGCUCGGCGUUUUGGUCUUGUGGAUACAAAAGUCUUAAGUUGAUGAUAUAUGAGAUAACUGCCGCAGACCAGCUAGUCGUUUGGUCCAAAUAGUACAGAGAUAAUUCGAUAAAUAAUCGAUAAAUAUCUACUAUGAAGGCUGGAGUCUUUCUGAACCCAUUCUCCGUCUGUUGGUGCUUGCUUUCGUCUCUAUGACGCUAUAGAAUCCUUAGUCUGGCA